GAAUUGAAAUAGUUGAAAAUGAAAAAAUUCUCUGCGAAGAUCGUGAAAAUAUUGCGGAAAUGUUUGGUGAAGAAUUUGCAGAACUGCAAAUAAAAUAUCAGUGGAAGCUUCAAAAAGAUUUGUUCAAUAAAAUUUCCAUGCAAUUAAAUGCUUUACAGUGAGUGCUCUACAUUUAAAACAUAUCAAAAGUGCGUCAGGUAUUUGGAUGCACGGUUGCUGCAAUAGUCGUGGAAAAGGCAACGUGAAAAUCUAAAAUAAAACAUACAUAUGCUAAAAUGCCGUCAAACGAAGUGGUGCAACAGUAAAAAAGCAAGGCACACAGCAAAUUCGAAAAAAUAAGAUAUCACGAAUUGAAAGACAGUAAAACACAACGCGCGCACUCUAAUAAAAUUUGCAUUUCCAAAUUGAACAUAUAUUUAUUUCGUUAUUCCUUUCAAUAUAUUCGGUCGUACACGGUCAUACGUUCGAACGUGUUUUCCGGCGCUGGUACGCUGUUUUGGUGGACGCGCAACACGUAAAUUAUAUGCGAAAAUAUGGGUGGUUGCAUUGGCAUACACAGCACCGACAAUGAGACAGUCAGUGUGUCUUCAGCGAGUUUAUCGAGGCCACCGACAGGCGGGGGCGGCGCCCAAAUGGGUCCAUCGCGUAAAAAUCGCCCACUGUGCAAUGAGACAAUACGCUGGCGUUCCGAUGUGCCAUUGACGGAGGGUCAACUACGUUCCAAACGUGAUGAAUUCUGGGAUACUGCGCCGGCGUUCGACGGUCGCAAAGAAAUUUGGGAUGCGCUGCGGGCAGCCACAAACGCGGCGGAGGAGUUAAAUUUCGAAAUGGCGCAGGCAAUACUUGACGGAGCGAAUAUAUCGGUGCCCAAUGGUUACCUCACAGAAUGCUACGAUGAACUUGGCACACAAUACAAAGUGCCAAUAUACUGUCUAUCCUAUCCUAUAAAUAUCGUUAAAGAAGAGAAUGGACGUGAUUCACCAGCGGAAUUCUCAGAGCCCGUCGACGGUGGCACUGAAGUAUUCCUUAAACUGCGAAUAUCGUCCACAAUGUUGGAUGUCAAAUUACCAGUAUAUUCAAAAGACACUGUGGGACAGUGCAAAAAGAAAUUGCAGGCUGUGGAAGGCAUCGACGCCUGCUGUCAGCGUUGGUUCUACAGUGGCAAAUUACUUGGCGACAAAGUGCCCAUAGACGAGUGCAACAUACAGAACGGCUAUGUCGUACAGGUCAUUGUCAAUACGGAGCAUUACAACCACGAUAGCAGCACAAUUAUACCGGUUGCGAGCUAGCCAAGUGUUAACGCUAAUGCAAAAUGUAAAAAAAUAUUAGCAACGAUUAAAGCAACAGCAGCGACAGCAACGACAAUGUCAAUGCGAACGCUAAAAACAACAGCAACAACAACAACAGCAGUAACAACAAUGUCGAAAGCCACAACAGAUGUUCAAUGUAGCGGCUGUGUUACAUUUGCAUACAUCGUAGUAAAUAUAUUUACAAACCAUUUUAUUAUGAAUGAGACAAGUAAGCGACAUUUAAUAGACGGACGGACAGACUGACAGAACGACAGACAGCGCUAUGCAUGUAAAUUGCAAUGCGUUCUGCUAGAAAUGUGCUGUGUAUAAAGCGCCAGACUCACGCGAUAGUGUGUGGGCGCGCACUUUAUUGUUGUUGUAACAUACAAGUCGUCAACGAUCGUUCAUAUGAAUGCAUAAAUUGUUAAUGGUAGGUGUUUUCUCUUUUCGUACUAAUUUCAAUCAUAGCAUCACAUUUUAAUUUUGCUCCUUGAUUAGACAUGCAUAUGUAUGUAUGUAUGUAAGAAUUAUUGUAGUUGGUAAUUGCGAAAAUCGAGAACGAGUGACUUAUCGAAAUUGUGCUGCGAAACGUCGUCAUUUGUUGGUUAGUUGUUGUUGUUGUUGCCUGACUGUUCUUGCUACGCCUUGGAGCAAUAGGCUGUGCAGCAGAUAUUACACACACAUACACUUACUUAUACACAUGCAUAUAAAUACAUAUAUGUAUAUAUAUAUUAAAUAUAUUGAAUGAAUGAUUGAAAAUGAUUGAAAGUUAUGAGAAUAUGCAAAAUUUAUAAAAAAAAUAGGAAAAGAACAAAAAACAUGAAAUAACUUAUUUUAAAUAGAAGAAAAGCGCUGAACUUGUAAAAUAAAAUAAACAAAUUAAUAAUAUACUUUUUCGAAAAUAAUUAAAAGUAAACUAGCAAUUGCAAGAAACAAAAAGGCAUAUGUUGUUGUAGCAUUUUCUACUAUAUACCAACUGUGUGUAUAUACUCAGUUAGUAACGGAAAUGUAAAACAAACAAAAAAACAACAAACAUUUUCUAAGCAUUAACAAUUCGAAGUUAAUAGACUAGACAAAAGGAAUAUUAGCAAGUCGAUAGAAAAGGCGAAAAACCAACGCAAAUAAAUAAUAUGUACAGUACACAAACAUACAUAACAAUAGUUAUAGACAAACACACACAAAGUUUGCAAAGUAUAAAAGUGAAAUAGUGGUAUUUUUUGUAAGUAUAUUAAUGCCAGCAAAUUUCGAACGUCGCGAAACGAACAAAUAGCAUACAGUGUUUUUUUAUCUCAGAUGUAAUAUGCGCAAAUUUUCGUAAGAAAGAGGUGAUUUGAGUUGGCAAUUAGAGUGAUUUUUGUUGUCAAAGAUCACAUUGACGCCAUUUAAAUACGGAUAUAGUUUUAAAGUAAAAUUCGAAAUUUUCGAAAUUAAGUUCGAAAAUACUAUUUAUUAAAAUUUCGUUUUUUGUGAAUUUGGAAUUAGUCACUUAUCAGUUUUUAUAGAAAUUAUAAUUAGCUUUCGAAAAUUGCCAUAUUUUCGAAGCUAAGUUCGAAAGUAAUAUUUAUACAAAUUUCGAUUUUUAUGAACUUGAAAUUAGCCAAUAUUGAAUAAAAUUAUAAGCAGCUGAAAUUUUCGAAAAUUAAUAAAUUUGUCAUUUAUGCUGACAAUUUUCUUUUAAAUAAUGUUUGAAUAUUUGUAAAUUAAGCUUUUUUGGCGAACUUUUAAGCAUCAAAUAACUGGAAAGAGUUAUUACAUAUUUUCGGAGUUAGGUUCGAAAAACAGUUUUAUUAAAAUUUCAAUUGAAAAAUAAUUUAAUAAAUAAAUUGAUAGUUGCAAUAUUUUUCCAAUUUUUGUGUGCUAAAAUUUGCGUGUUUCUAAAUAAAUAACUUCGAAAAUUGCUCAUACCACAGCCAUUUUUUUAAUUGCAAUAAAAUAAAAAAAAAACAAUAUCGAAAAGCAUUAUUUUAGAAUUAAAUUCGAAAGUAAAAUUUGAAAGGUUUGUUUUCAUCACUAUUUUCGAAACACUGUCAAAAACAAGUAAAUAAUGUAUAAGACUUGAUGUUUGAAAAUUUGACUUUCGCUUAUGAGAAAUUUUGAAAUUCGAUUUAGCUUGUAUUUAAAAAAUUUCAUCGAAGAUGCGAAUGAUUGUAAAUAAGAAAAGAAAACUCUUGUUUUCUGAUGCUUUACUGCUCCUUAUCAAUUUCGAAAAUUCUCCUCCUCGCUUAAUGCGGUUCAAGUGGUAAAAUUUAGUUUGUUUUUCAACAAUUUAAUGAUUGUUAUGAUUUUUUGUUGGCUAGAAAAAAUAAAACAACAAUCAAUUCUAAAUUCGAAAAUUUUAAAAUCGAAAAAAUCGAAAGUUAUGUCAUGAGCGCUCUAAUUGUCAUCUUUGACGAGAUCAUAAAAACAAUAAAUUUAAUCGAAAAGAAAACAGCAACAAAUCCCAUAGAGAUACAUACAUAUCUACGUAUGUAAUAAAUGAAGAGCAUCGGCAAUAAACGAGAAAAUACUGAGAACAAACGGAAAGCUAAAGCACAAUUUUUGUAACUACGUAUAGUAUCUCGCUCGCAUUCUAAAAUCCCAAUGUACCUUAAUUCCUAAUUUUUAACAGCUGCAAGCCCACAAACAAACGCUGACAUACAUACAAACACAAAAAGAAAUGUGAGUGUAUUAUAUACAUAAAUAUUACGAAUCAGUUAUUGUACCACAUACAUACAUACGUACAUGCUGCCGGAGUUGUUUUGUUUUAAUUUUUUAUGCAAUUAUGUUACAGACUUGCGGCCUAACGGUAUGUGUCUAAGCAAGUGUAUAUACAUAAGAACGUAUUUGUACGAUAUACGAAUGCCAUUACGCUUUCAAUUAGAUGUAACUAAUUUAAUAUAUACAUUUAAUGCUGUUAAAUUUUAAUAAUUAGUAAGAAAAAAAGAUAUUACAUGGCAUUUUGUAAGCAGUUUGCACAAUAAGUGAGGUUAUGUGCAUUUGUAUACGUGUUUUAUGUAAGAAAGGCAAAAUUUUUAACCAGAAAGUUGACUAUCAUAACUAUAACUUCUGCAUAGUUCACUUUUAAUCCCAUUUAGACCACCGUAACAUUUCGAAAAUAGUUAAACAUUUUUUUGAAAUUUCGAAAAUAGACCAAAAUUGACAAUUGAAACAAAGUACGCCCCCAAAUCGAUUCCAAACUGAAUGAAAAUGCUUAAAGCUGCGCACUGUUAAGUUAUUUUGGCACAAAUUGUUCGCGAUAUAACCUCACUUAUGCCCGCGAGCACCGAUUUUGCGCUCGCGCUCUCUCCCCGGUGUACCCUUUAAAAGCUUCAAUUGCAUUUAGUGUCUUUUAACGCCCAAUUGCACAUAAAAAGAUUAUUUAUGAAAAGAAAACAACAACAAUAUUAAUAUUAUAUGUUUUUUGUAUGCUUUGCAUUAUAGCAUACUAAGUGUGUUUAUAACUAUUUAUUAACCAAAAGUAAUAUGUUUGUAUGUAUUUUAAUUAUAGUUUUGCAAUUUAGUACAUAUUUAUUAAUUAUACUAUUUUUCCCCUCCUUGCGCUAAACAAACACAAGCUCUCGUCAUUUAAGGUGUUACGUGUUACGCAAAAUUUGUAUAACUGUAAAAAUCAAACAACAACACAUGGCGAAAAUAAUUUAUUCGUUCAGUAAUUAAGUAACGGACUAAUAGUAAUUGUAUUAGAGUUUUAAGGAAACAAAAAGAGCAUGUAGGGUUCAAUGCGUUUUAGAAUGCAUUUAUGAAAAUUAUAUUUUUAUUUAAACAUAAAUUAAUUUAAUACACUGAAAUAUAGAGACAGAAAAAACCGUGGUAUA
Bactrocera neohumeralis is the source of this 5101-nucleotide messenger RNA. Its product is annotated as ubiquitin domain-containing protein 1. The record is from RefSeq and is a predicted model, not a curated record. The coding region runs from base 534 to 1289 and encodes 251 amino acids. Lineage: Eukaryota; Metazoa; Arthropoda; Insecta; Diptera; Tephritidae. The transcript is spliced from 4 exons. Gene Ontology annotation, molecular function: protein binding.